Trichoplusia ni (cabbage looper) is the source of this 1257-nucleotide messenger RNA. Its product is annotated as activating signal cointegrator 1 complex subunit 1. Gene Ontology annotation, cellular component: nucleus. Gene Ontology annotation, molecular function: RNA binding. NCBI's taxonomy places the organism in Eukaryota, Metazoa, Arthropoda, Insecta, Lepidoptera, Noctuidae. Bases 135 to 1217 code for a protein of 360 amino acids. Gene Ontology annotation, biological process: regulation of DNA-templated transcription; DNA alkylation repair. The record is from RefSeq and is a predicted model, not a curated record. The transcript is spliced from 7 exons.
UCAAAAAAUAAUCCAGCUGUCAAAACAACAAACUCGAAUCAGAUUUCGAUCACGUAUAUUUUGUUGACUAUUAAGCGUUUUUAUGACUGGAUUUGAUAUUCAACUUCCAAAACCCGAUCAUUUAUUGAUUUUAAAUGAUGAGUGACAUCCUUAGACCUCAUUUAGUAUGGAUAGAAGGAAGAUGCUAUAGAGUAAACGACCACUCGAUUGAAGUCACUUCACUACAAGAACACGAUUCAUACGAGAAUGAUACCUAUGACGAUGAAUACGAUGAAGGUGGUGAUGAAGAUGUUGAAGUAGUCAUGAUGGACAGUUCUAGAUAUAGAUCUAGUUUACAUGUUUCUAAGCAUUACCUAGGGUCUAUUAUCGGAAAGAAGGGAGCUAUGAAAUUGAGGAUUCAGCGGGAUACUAACACUGAGCUUAAGAUACCAAAACAAGGGCAAGAUGGAGAUGUUGUAAUUUAUGGACCUUCAGAAUCAAGUGUAAAAGCUGCAAGAAGACGUAUAAACAUAAUAGUGAUGUCAUCAAGGAUGAAACAAAGAGCUACACAUUUUAUAUCAAUACCUAUGAAUAGUCCUGAUGUUGUUAAAAGAUAUGAAAAAUUUGAGGCCGAAGUCUUACGUGACUGUCCUAGCAGAGGUCUAGAAAAGUCCAUAUUUAUCGGGGGACAGAAACUCCACCUGACACUUGGUGUGAUGUGUUUAAUGGAUAAUGAGGAGAGAUCAAUUGCAUCAAACCUGCUCAAGCAGGCGAAAAAUGAAGUUAUAAUGCCUAUACUUCUAGAGCACUUGCCUUUAAAGAUCAGAUUAAAAGGCUUAUCAUACAUGAAUGAUGAUCCAUCUGAAAUUGAUGUUUUGUAUGGCUUAGUGGAAGAGGAGGGGAAUACUAAAGGCCUGAUUCAAGAGAUGUCUGAUGCUAUAGUCGACUUUUAUUAUAGAGCAGGAUAUAUGGAAAGAGAACAUGGCAGGGAAAACGUGAAGUUGCACGUUACACUUAUCAACUCUAAGUAUAGAAGUAAGUCGGACACUCCUCAUGUUGACGACCAAGGAACCAGAGCUAGACAGCCGCGGAUCAAUUUUGAUGGUACAGAAAUACUCGAGAAAUUCGCGAACUAUGACUUUGGCGUUGUCGAGUUGAACAGUAUACAUCUAUCGCAGAGACAUUCGACGGGACCCGAUGGUUAUUACCAACCGACUUGCGUCAUCAAUUUGCAAUAAGAAUAUUUUUUAUUUUUUGAUAAUAAAAUUUUGUUAUUAA